Molecule: messenger RNA, 1910 nt
Organism: Lepisosteus oculatus (spotted gar)
Lineage: Eukaryota; Metazoa; Chordata; Actinopteri; Semionotiformes; Lepisosteidae
Product: transcription factor 24
Biological process (GO): developmental process; regulation of transcription by RNA polymerase II
Molecular function (GO): DNA-binding transcription factor activity, RNA polymerase II-specific; protein dimerization activity; RNA polymerase II transcription regulatory region sequence-specific DNA binding
Source: RefSeq, a predicted model, not a curated record
UCUAAGAUAAAAAUAACGUGAUUUCACAUUAGUUAUUGGUCUUCCCUGCCUGUCAUUCGUGCGCUUAAGUCUUGUUUAAUAUCUACGCAGAAUGUAGGUGGUAUACAGUUCAAAAAUGCCUCUGGCGUUCUGUAUGGGUCUCCAUUCUCCAGUAAAAAUAAGUUGGGGUAGGAGCGGAGCUGGGUGUCUCUCCUGCUGCCAGAGAGACUUAAGAGGUUGUGAUUAAUUACUCCAGAGUGAAAGAGCUGUCAACUCUUUGUGUUUCCAUUAAAUUAGAGGCUCCAGAGACCGACACACUCAUUCAGGUGAGAUCUCGACUCGCGAACGCAGGGACGCGGCACUUCUCCUCCACAUCAGCCGCCGGCGAGUUAUAAAGCUUUCUCGGCCGGGAGCUGGAAUAGGGGAAUCCGAGGGGCUCUGCGCGCCGACACAACUCUCGCAGACUGCAUGCAACGUCUUCGGAGAGCACUACAAUCUGGAACGUUAAAAGGUUUGCAGUAGGUGCCGCGUCCCUAUGGUUGGAAGGCACGCACUCCUUAUGGAUAGCGGGAAUGAUUCGUUAACAGUCAUGGAUGACAGCCCAUCUUCCAGCCCGAGCUCCAGCCCCAGCCCCGACAGGGACGCCCUCUUGUCCCCGGACAGGCGGCGCUCAGGGGCGCUGACCCCCUCCAGGGUGGUCCGGCCUGGCAGCUUGGGCGGCCGGGGGAGACCGGCCGCGGCCAACGCGGCUCGGGAGAGGAGCCGGGUGCAGACGCUCAGGCACGCUUUCCUGGAGCUACAAAGGACUCUGCCCUCCGUUCCCCCGGACACCAAACUGUCCAAACUAGAUGUCCUGAUACUGGCCACAACGUACAUCGCGCACCUGACCAGAACCCUCCAGGAAGAGGGGAUGGACGAAGGAGAAGGAACCAGACAAGCUGAACUUUUACACUCGCUGAAAGGGGACGGCUAUCUCCACCCAGUGAAAAAGUGGCCAAUGCGUUCUCGACUGUACAUCGGGGCUACAGGACAGUUCCUGAGUAGUUCCGGUCAGGGCGAGGGUUCGAAUCAGGGAGAGCCGUCAUCUGCUUCUCAGGCUUAAACACUCUCCCGUGACGGUUCGGCGUUUAAUACUCACGCAACAUGUGCACCUUUUGUUAUGGCGGAGGAAGAAAAAGGUUUAUUUCAAUUUUGUGCGGCCGUCGCCCUGCUGCAGCGACAACCGCAGACAGGCGGUUUCUCAAAACUGCAGGGGGGUGGUCUCUCAUGGUGUUUCUUCGUGUGGAAAAAGUGAACUGUAUACAUGGAUUACAUGGGAAAUGUAUUUGUGUUAAAUACUUUUCAUAUUGGGUCUCUUGCAUAAAUUGUAUCUCUUCAACAAAGCUUUUUUUUAAUCUUGAAGAGAAACUGCUUUCAGAAACUGAAGUUUGAAGAAUGAAGGUUAGUGCUUUUUCUGGGAUGGCUGGGGAGUGAGAAGGACGCUAGGAACACAAGCUUGAGCAUAUAGUACAUUAAUAUAUUUGACCGUUUUGUAAAUACUGUUUGAAAAUAUGCCAUUCUGUCUGAGUCCAUGUAAUUUGCUUUAUGUAAAGCUCCUGUAAAGCUGUUGAAUUUUCUUUUCCAGAAAGUCCUACAACUCUGUACUUGUUACAGAUUCUUGAAGAACUAUUGUGCUUUAAAAAAUUCCAUUUGUUAAAGUAAUGAGCUUUCAUGCCUGACUGGUUGGCAAUGCACUUUCUGUUAAAACAUUUGCACUAAAUGCAUGUCUGAAUAACGAAACAUUUGUCAAGUGAAGUGGUCUGUCAGAUUCCCAACAAUACUGGUGGGACCAUCCUAAUGUCUCCCAUGAUUCUUCUUGUGAAUAGAUGUAAAUACAGCAAAUGGCUUAUUAGAUAAUAAACGAAGAAAUAAAAACAACUGAUUCAAAUGCU